AUGAGAUUGUCACUGGAUCUCAAGCUCCCGGAAGAAGACAUCGAUAACCUCAUUUUCGCCAUCGAAAGAGCUCUCCCCGAUGAGCUUUCUGUGGAUGAGUUGCUUCUGCUUGUGGCCGAGCUGGCGGCAUCCCGUGUUGUAUUCUACCCAGACUAUGCAAAUCUAGCUGGCCGUAUAGAAGCCUCGAGGACUCAGUUGCUCGUGAAGCUCGAUUUCGCAGCCAACUUUGCACGUUUGGCUUCCUACGUUCACCCGAGAACAGGGCAAUUGUAUCCCUUGGUGGACUUGGAAAUUGCAGCUUUUGUGGAAGAACACAAGGAUUUUUUGAACGAAUUGAUAUGCUCUGAGCGUGACUUUGACUUGGCGUAUUUCUCCAUGAGAACGCUUCAGAACUCGUAUUUCAUUAGAAUGGGAAAUGUCCUUGCUGAAACUCCCCAGUAUCUCUUCUUGCGUGUUGCAGUGGGCAUUCAUGCUCCAACUAGAAAACCCAGUGUCUUGAAGGAGAUUCAAACAACGUAUGAGCUAAUGUCUCAAAGGUAUAUGAUUCAUUCUUCUCCUACGCUAUUCAACGCAGGCACCGUCAACAAUUACCUCUCGCUGUGCUUCUUGGUUGCCAUGGAGGAAGACUCAGUUGACGGUAUUUACAAAACGCUACACAAAGCAGCGCUCAUUCUGAAAGGUCUGGGAGGCAUUGGUCUCCACGUUCACGAUAUUCGUGCCAGUGGUGCUCUUAUCAAGUCCUCAAAUGGAACUUCCAGUGGCCUUGUUCCCAUGUUGCGUGUUUUCAAUGAUACGGCUCGCUACGUUGAUCAAGGCGGCAACAAGCGUCCUGGUGCUAUAGCCGUGUACAUUGAGCCAUGGCAUGCAGAUAUCGAAGAUGUGCUUGAUCUUCGUAAAAAUCAUGGUAAGGAGGAGGCUCGUGCUAGAGAUUUGUUCUAUGCCCUCUGGGUGCCUGACCUAUUCAUGAGAAGGGUGAAAGAAAAUGGUAAAUGGCCGUUAUUCUCCCCUGAUGAAGCACCCGGGCUUGCAGACGUAUAUGGGGAGGAAUUUGACAGGCUAUUUCUUGCUUAUGAGGCAAAUGGUCUUGCCAUGAAAAUCGUCGAUGCGCAGAAUUUAUGGUCCAAGAUCUUGAAGUCCCAAACAGAAACUGGCAUGCCUUUCAUGCUAUACAAAGAUGCUUGCAAUCGAAAGCUGAACCAGAAAAAUUUAGGGACAAUCAAAUCCUCAAAUUUAUGCUGUGAAAUAGUCGAGUUUUCGUCUCCUGAGGAGAUCGCUGUGUGCAAUUUGGGCCUGUUGGCACUUCCAGCUUUUCUUAGAGAAUACCCUACGGAUACCAUGGAUUUUGACUUUAAUAAGCUACACCAAGUCACAAAAGUCAUGGCGAGGAACUUGAACGCGGUCAUAGACUCAACGAUGUAUCCCGUGAAGGAAUCUGAGACUUCUAACAAAAAGCACAGACCUAUCGCAAUUGGCGUUCAAGGCCUUGCGGAUGUCUUUCUUCAAUGCAGACUUCCCUUCGACUCUCCAGAGGCUGCAAGACUCAACAAGCAAAUUUUCGAGACUAUAUAUCACGCAGCCGUGGAGAGCUCGAUGGAGCUAGCUAUUGAGCAUGGUCCGUAUGAAACUUUUUCUGGGUCUCCAGCGGCAGAAGGGAUACUUCAGUUCGAUUUAUGGAAUCACAAGCCAGAAUUCUUCAAUGACUGGGAUGAGCUCAAACUAAAAGUGCAAAAACAUGGAUUGCGAAACUCUCUUCUUUGUGCACCGAUGCCUACAGCUUCUACUUCUCAGAUCUUGGGUUAUACGGAAUGUUUUGAGCCUGUCACCUCAAAUUUAUACCUGAGACGAGUACGUUCGGGAGAGUAUCAGGUUGUCAACAAGUAUUUGUUGGAGGACCUUAUUGAUUUAGGCCUCUGGACACCUGCCAUGAAAGACAGGAUAGUGGUUGAUAAUGGACUGAUUCAGAACAUCAAAGAAAUUCCUUCUGAGCUCAAGAAACUCUACAAAACAGUUUGGGAGCUACCACAAAAGGUAAUCGUUGACAUGGCUGCCGAUAGAGGUCCAUACAUCGACCAGCUGCAAAGUAUGAACAUCUUUUUGCAAACUCCCACGUUUGGUAAACUCACCUCAUGCCACUUCUACGCCUGGAAUAAGGGCCUCAAAACAGGAAUGUAUUAUCUUCGGACACAAGCCGCAGCUCGAGCUAUACAGUUCACGGUUGACCCGUCACGAGCACUGGAUGGUUCUGGCGAGGUAGUCGAGCACGCCUUAGACAAGAUUGUUAGGAAGAAGUAUAUUGAAGCACGAGCUUUCACCAAGAAGAGAAUCCAGGAUGAUGUUGAGGAUACUUCCUCAAAAAGAACCCAUAAAGCGCCACUUGUGAAAGACGAGCCACCUGUGGACAGUGAUACCCAAAAUUCUAAUCAUCUGACAUAUAGUGGUAGGGUUUUUGACCCCCAUGACAUAUACUCCGAUACACCUGUUUCAUGCAACAUAAGCGGGGCAGAAAACUGUGAGGGGUGUUCGGGGUGA
This is a messenger RNA of Candidozyma auris, 2529 nucleotides long. It is a transcript of the gene RNR3, whose product is annotated as Rnr3p. Gene Ontology annotation, biological process: deoxyribonucleotide biosynthetic process; DNA replication. Bases 1 to 2529 code for a protein of 842 amino acids. The transcript has a single exon. The record is from RefSeq and is a predicted model, not a curated record. Gene Ontology annotation, molecular function: ribonucleoside-diphosphate reductase activity, thioredoxin disulfide as acceptor; ATP binding. Gene Ontology annotation, cellular component: ribonucleoside-diphosphate reductase complex. Lineage: Eukaryota; Fungi; Ascomycota; Pichiomycetes; Serinales; Metschnikowiaceae.